AUGCACUUUCAUCUUUUAUCCUUCCAUACACUCACUCAAUCCUUGGAGCUCAGCGCCUCCAAUCUGUGGGGGCUUGGGGCCCGCACCCUCUGCUCCACCCCCCUCCUGACAACCCUCAACCUCACCCGGAACAACAUCGUUGAGGUCUCCGAGGUCGGGUUAACCGAGGCCGUGGAUCCUCGUACAUCUUGCCAACUUUUACAUCUCAAAUCUCUAGAUCUCUCGUACAACAAAAUCUCAAGUUUUCUACCACGAGAUCUCAGUCUCGCCCCGGGCAUUCAAAAUCUUAAUCUCCGCGGGAACAGAAUUGCAGUCUUAUCGGAUCAGACGCUGACCGGCCUAUGGUCGCUUGGCAGCCUCGAUUUGUCUUCCAACCAACUGGCUGCUAUCCCUCCGACUUUCUUCCACCAAGCCUCCAAUUUGAAAAAGCUGUAUCUUGAGAAUAAUACAAUCUCAACGAUGUCGGAGGGAGUUUUCUCCGGUCUUGAAAACCUUCUUCUCCUCAAUAUCUCGCGAAACUUAAUAAACUCUGAAACUCUAACUCAAGGUGUUCUAUCAAACCUAAACAAACUGGUUGCUCUGGACCUCAGUAACAACCUCCUAACCUCUCUCCCCUCCGACCUAUUCACCGCCCAACAGAGCCUCCGAAUUUUGAACCUUCAACGAAACCAAAUCUCCAAUGUAUCCUCCACAGCGUUGAAAUCUCUGAUAAACCUGCAUAUAUUACUUCUAUCCGAGAACCGGUUCUCAAUCCUGCCCCCAGCACUGCUGGACAACCUGGCUCAACUCAGCUCACUCUCCCUAGACUCUAAUGAGCUGGGUUCUGUUCCAACCCAGCUUCUCUCAGCAGUUCCGCGUCUCCAGGACCUAGCACUCAACCGAAAUCUACUCAGAGAGGUACCGGAGGGGAUCAAACAUCUUCCUCUGCUAAGAACCCUUGACCUAGGAGAGAACCUCAUCUCAAAACUGCCAAGCAAACUCUUCUGGAAUUUAACUAAACUGUACGGUCUUGGCCUGGCGGGUAACCAGCUAGAAACGGUCGGAAAGGACGUGUUCCUCAAUAAUACUGAGCUAAACGUGCUCACCCUCUCACAUAACAAUAUCAGCACCAUUGAACAGAACGCACUGACCGGCCUGACCAGUCUGAAAGCUCUGCGGCUAGACAGCAACCGGCUCAGAGACAUCAACGGUCUGGUUGCAACCCAGAAGAACCUAACCUGGAUGAAUGUCUCCGAAAAUCAGAUACAAUGGUUUGAUUUCGCCUUUAUUCCGAAGUCCCUGGAAUGGUUGGAUAUUCAUAAUAAUAAGAUUGAUCGAAUUGGAAACUAUUAUUCUCUGACUACUGGGUUUAAGCUGGAAACCCUGGAUGCUAGUUAUAACAGGAUUGCAGAACUGGCCCCUGACGCACUCCUUCAUUCUCUGAAGAACCUUUAUCUCAACAAUAAUAGGAUCAACAAGGUGGCUCCUGGAAGUUUUAUAAACCUGGAGAAUUUAACGCGAGUUGAACUGCAGGGAAAUCUGCUGGGAGGGAUUGAUAUGGAAUCACUAGCUCUCAAAUAUACAGAUGAAGUUCCUGAAUUUCUGCUGGGAGGGAAUCCCUGGCAAUGUGAUUGUGAACUCGAGUGGUUCAAGCGCGUUAACCAGCUGGCAGUGGAGGGAACCUUCCCCCGUGUUCUUGACCUCGAUACCGUGCUCUGUACUGUGCACGGGGCCAAUGAGAGCCUCCAGCAGAUGACGCACAUGCGCACAGAAGAGUUUCUCUGUCAAUAUGAUGCGCAUUGUAUUCCUGAGUGCUACUGCUGUGAUUUUUUAGCAUGUGAUUGCAGAAUGCAAUGCCCUGACGGAUGUUCCUGUUUCCAUGACACUACCUGGAGUAACAACAUGAUCCAGUGUACAGGGAGGGGGCACAUGGACGUACCCCCCCUCAUUCCCAUGGACGCCACCGCCGUCUAUCUGGAUGGGAAUAACAUGACUGAACUGAUCAACCCCGGAUUCAUCGGUCGGCGUCGACUUCGAGCCGUUUAUCUCAACAAUUCGAUGAUUCAUCGAAUCACAAAUUACUCUUUCGAAGGACUGUCGGAGGUUAGGAUCCUCCAUCUGGAGGACAAUCAAUUGGAGGAGUUGGUUGGGAAUGAGUUUAUAGGAUUGAACAGGUUGAAGGAACUGUAUCUGCAGAACAAUUUUCUCACAAGACUGGGAGCAGAUACUUUUAGUUCCUUACUGGACCUAGCACUGCUCAGAUUGGACGGGAACUUACUUACAUCAUUUCCGGUCUGGGAGCUGGCGGGUAACCCCAUGCUGGUUGGGCUUUAUCUAGCCCGGAAUAUGUGGAGUUGUGAUUGUGAUUUUGUCCGACCAUUCCUGGCUUACUCUGCAGAUGUUGACGGAAAGAUUGUGGACAAGAUCAACCUGAGAUGUGUUGCAGAUCAUUUCCGUGGCGAAGCUCUUGCCACCAUGGAGAAUAUUGUGUGUGAUGCCAUUGCUCCAGAUUUCCAAUCUGGAAAAGUUUCAGGUUUUGAUUACACUCCAAUCCUGGUCUCCGUCCUCCUGGCCGUUCUCAUCAUUGUUAUUGGAUACCUGGUGGCCUUCACCUUCAGACAGAACAUCAAGGACUGGAUGUUUAGAACCAAGGCUGGGGAUAAGAGCACUGUCUAUGCCGGGAAGGACAAGCUGUUUGAUGUGUUCAUAAGUUAUGCCCAAGAUGACAGUGAGUUUGUUGAACAGAACUUUGCACAAAACCUGGAACAUGGAACCACAUCAUACAGGCUGUGUCUUCACCAGAGAGAUUUCCCGCCAACCACACCACUUUCUGAUACUGUGUCAGUUGCUGUGGAAACCAGCACCAGGGCUGUGGUCGUCCUUAGCAGAAACUAUGUGGACAACCAGUGGAACAACAUCAGAACAGCCUUUAUGGAGGCAAUCCGGACCAACAACACCAAGGUUAUAUUCCUCCAGUUAGAGGAUGUUGAUCUGGAUAAAGCAUCCGACCUUAAACAUUUGCUGGAGGACUCGCCUGUUGUUCAGUGGCAGGAUCCUAGCUUCUGGAACAAACUACGAUAUUUCCUCCCUGAACCCGUCUACCUCACCUUCCAUAGAAACGUGACCAUGCGUGGAACCCUGCAGACCAGUAACCUUUAUCAACCCGUUCUAGGAACUCAUGCCUUAGAACAGGAUGCUCCCAAACCUGAACAUCCCUACCAGGCUUCUGUAUACUCCUCUGAACAUACCUACCAUAGCAUAGAUAACAACCAUAUUUAUCAUACUCUAGAUCCUGGCAGCGAUCCAAAUCUGUUCCAACAGUUCCAGGGGUUCCCUGGUCAGGGUAGCAGGGUGUUUCUCAACCACAACCUGGAGUUAGUUCACCCGGCUCCAACCCACACCCUCAACCGCUCCCAUCUCACCCUGCACCAGAUCCCACACAACCUCCCUGGUCACCCGGUUAAUCUAGCGAUUCAUCAGGUCAACCUAGGUCAUCAGAUGGUUCCUAACGGGCUUGUGGGACAUGCUGGCGUCCCCUCUGUGUCCCGCUCCGUUCCUGUUCAUGUUGGGGCACCGAGACAAUUGCCCUUCAAUCAAUCAAUCAAUGAAUCACCAAAUCAAUCAGGGCAGCAAUCAAUUAAUCACACACAUACAAACUCAACCUGCUCUUCUAAAAAGUUGUUAUCGGGAGAGGAUGGAGAGUACAUUGUCUAGAUCUUAGAGUACAUUUUCUAGAUCUUGGAGUACAUUGUCUAGAUCUUGGAGUACAUUGUCUAGAUCUUGGAGUACAUUGUCUAGAUCUUGGAGUACAUUGUCUAGAUCUUGGAGUACAUUGUCUAGAUCUUGGAGUACAUUGUCUAGAUCUUGGAGUACAUUGUCUAGAUCUUGGAGUACAUUGUCUAGAUCUUGGAGUACAUUGUCUAGAUCUUGGAGUACAUUGUCUAGAUCUUGGAGUACAUUGUCUAGAUCUUGGAGUACAUUGUCUAGAUCUUGGAGUACAUUAUCAAGAUCUUGGAGUACAUUAUCAGAAUCUUGGAGUACAUUAUCAGAAUCUUGGAGUACAUUAUCAAGAUCUUGGAGUACAUUAUCAGAAUCUUGUUAAAAAACACUAACAAAUGUUCUUAUAUGUGUUCAUUAUAUGUGUUCAUUAUGCUUGAAUUAUUAGUAUGUGCAAUUCAAAGUAUGCUUGUGCCAUAAAUAUAUGUGCAAUAUUUGCACAUUAUUUAUAACAAAAAAAAAUUAGUUAAAUUUGCCAUAAUAUUAGUUUUAUAGAUCUCGUAAUUAAACGGCUGUGAUUUUAUUUAUAUAUUAUUUGUAACUAUGUUUUGUCAAGAUGUCUGUCUGUCUGUCUGUUCGUCGAUUAAACUGCCAUUUCGUCUGUGUCAGUUUUAUUGUUAUGCACUAGUCAUUAGUUAUCUUGAAAUAAAAGUGCCAUUUUAAACUGGAA
This is a messenger RNA of Eurytemora carolleeae, 4426 nucleotides long. Its product is annotated as toll-like receptor Tollo. Bases 1 to 3693 code for a protein of 1230 amino acids. NCBI's taxonomy places the organism in Eukaryota, Metazoa, Arthropoda, Copepoda, Calanoida, Temoridae. Gene Ontology annotation, molecular function: protein binding. The transcript has 4 exons. The record is from RefSeq and is a predicted model, not a curated record. Gene Ontology annotation, biological process: signal transduction.